AUGCAGACCAAGGCACCCGCUCAGCCAACACCACCCGCGCUCAACGCACCCGCUCCGCCAACACCACUUAUCUCGUCUCACACGCCGAUCAAGGCACCUGCUCCGCCACACACCACCCGCACUCAACCCGUCUCACACGCCGAUCAAGGCACCCGCACGCGACCCGUCCCUCUGCAAAGGGCGCAACCUUGCCCCGUCAGGCUGCCUUCGCUGCCUUCGCUGCAUUUGCUGAAGGUGUGGGUGACCGGUGAUCGGGGACUCACGAUCCGCAGCCAAGUCGACGAUGGCUAUCGGGUCAAAUUUUGUCCGGUCCGCCGAAUUGAACUCAACGACCAGGAACGCUUCUUGACGUUCCAUUUCUCGGAAGGAACUGAGACGCUGAACGUGGAAACCCCAUCAAUCAACCCGAGUCAGCCGAUCAAGGCCCCCAUAUGUCCAUGGCAGCAAACCUGCAUGGAUCUGGUUGCCGCUGGCUCCCUGAGGGUCAAAGUUUUGGAAGAAUGCAUCGUCAACAAACAAUUGAACGGCUUCAUCAACCUGACCAGACGCCACAAUGAAAACCAACCCCCGGGAAUCAACAUCAGCCAUGCACAAAUCCUCACGCUUGAGGAUUGA
Molecule: messenger RNA, 615 nt
Organism: Fimicolochytrium jonesii
Lineage: Eukaryota; Fungi; Chytridiomycota; Chytridiomycetes; Spizellomycetales; Powellomycetaceae
Exons: 1
Coding region: 1-615 (204 amino acids)
Source: RefSeq, a predicted model, not a curated record